This is a messenger RNA of Tarenaya hassleriana, 1960 nucleotides long. RefSeq names its product pyruvate kinase 1, cytosolic-like. The coding region runs from base 105 to 1688 and encodes 527 amino acids. The transcript is spliced from 16 exons. Lineage: Eukaryota; Viridiplantae; Streptophyta; Magnoliopsida; Brassicales; Cleomaceae. Gene Ontology annotation, biological process: glycolytic process. Gene Ontology annotation, cellular component: cytoplasm. Gene Ontology annotation, molecular function: potassium ion binding; magnesium ion binding; pyruvate kinase activity. The record is from RefSeq and is a predicted model, not a curated record.
ACGACGCUUUCUUCGUCUCUUCUCCCAUCGAAAGUUCCUCUGCGUCUCUCCGCCGUCAUCGUCUCCGUCGAGAAUCUGAGAUCUCUGAUUUCCGAUCACCGAAUAUGCAUUCGAGUCAUAUUCUUCUCGAGGAGCCCAUCAGGAUGGCUUCGAUUCUCGAGCCUUCCAAAUCAUCUUUCUUUCCAGCAAUGACUAAGAUUGUGGGGACUCUCGGACCGAAAUCCCGAUCCGUCGAGGUUAUUUCUGGCUGUCUCAAAGCUGGGAUGUCAGUGGCUCGAUUUGAUUUCUCUUGGGGCGACGCGGAUUAUCAUCAGGAGACGCUGGAGAAUCUGAAGAUAGCUGUGAAGAGCACUAAGAAGCUUUGUGCUGUUAUGCUUGACACGGUGGGACCUGAAUUGCAAGUCAUUAACAAGACUGAGAAAUCUAUUUCGCUUAAAGCGGAUGGUCUCGUAGUUCUGACACCAAAUAAAGAUCAAGAAGCCUCCUCUGAAGUCCUUCCUAUAAAUUUUGAUGGGCUAGCCAAGGCAGUUAAGAAGGGAGACACUAUCUUUGUCGGGCAGUACCUCUUCACUGGUAGUGAAACAACCUCUGUUUGGCUUGAGGUUGAUGAGGUCAAAGGAGAUGAUGUCAUUUGUGUGGCAAAGAACUCUGCUACUCUAGCUGGUUCAUUGUUCACUUUGCAUGCCUCUCAAGUUCACAUUGAUCUGCCAACCCUCACUGAGAAGGAUAAGGAGGUUAUAAGCACAUGGGGAGUUCAAAACAAAAUUGAUUUUCUCUCACUGUCUUAUACUCGACAUGCCCAAGAUGUUCGCCAGGCUCGUGAAUUGCUUUCCAAGUUGGGUGACCUCUCUCAAACUCAAAUUUUUGCAAAGCUUGAAAAUGUUGAGGGGCUGACCCAUUUUGACGAGAUUAUACAAGAAGCUGAUGGCAUUAUUCUCUCUCGUGGGAAUCUGGGUAUAGAUCUGCCGCCAGAAAAGGUGUUCUUGUUUCAAAAAGCUGCACUUCACAAAUGUAACAUGGCUGGAAAGCCAGCUGUUGUCACUCGUGUUGUAGACAGUAUGACCGACAACCUGAGACCAACUCGUGCAGAGGCAACAGAUAUCGCUAAUGCUGUUUUAGAUGGAAGUGAUGCAAUUCUUCUUGGUGCUGAGACCCUUCGUGGGCUGUACCCUGUUGAGACGAUUUCAACUGUUGGUAAAAUCUGUGCUGAGGCCGAGAAGGUUUUCAAUCAAGAUGUGUAUUUCAAGAAGACUGUCAAGUUUGUCGGAGAACCAAUGACUCACUUGGAAUCUAUUGCUUCUUCUGCUGUACGGGCAGCCAUUAAGGUUAAAGCUUCUGUUAUUAUAUGUUUCACCUCUUCAGGAAGAGCAGCGAGGUUGAUUGCCAAAUAUCGGCCAACAAUGCCGGUUCUGUCGGUUGUCAUUCCCAGGGUCAAGACUAAUCAGCUCAAGUGGAGCUUUACCGGAGCCUUUGAGGCUAGACAGUCACUUAUUGUCCGAGGCCUCUUCCCCAUGCUCGCUGACCCUCGUCACCCCGCGGAAUCAACGAGCGCGACAAAUGAGUCGGUAUUGAGGGUGGCGCUCGACCACGGGAAGAAAGCCGGAGUGAUAAAGUCCCAUGACAGAGUCGUUGUCUGUCAGAAAGUGGGUGAUGCCUCCGUGGUCAAGAUCAUCGAGCUCGAAGAUUAGAUCCAACCUCUCUGCCUCUCUCUCUCGCUGCAUUACUCUUCUCUCUCUCUCCCUACAAAAAGAAAAACAAUUGUGAUUUUUUUGCUACACCGGCGAGAAAUGUCGGAAGAAAGCCGGAGUAAAACAUACAUCUCCGGGACUUGGUUCUUGUAUUUAGGAUAUUGAUGUUCGGGCGUUUGCUAACGCAGAUUUUUUCUGGGCGGGAGUUAAGAUUUAAGUCUUUUGUUCUAUCUUGUCGAGUUUUCACGAGGAAAAUAGUCGGUUUCUGUUAU